This is a messenger RNA of Pseudophryne corroboree (corroboree frog), 1865 nucleotides long. It is a transcript of the gene LRRC23, whose product is annotated as leucine rich repeat containing 23. Gene Ontology annotation, molecular function: protein binding. The transcript has 8 exons. The record is from RefSeq and is a predicted model, not a curated record. Lineage: Eukaryota; Metazoa; Chordata; Amphibia; Anura; Myobatrachidae. Bases 59 to 1129 code for a protein of 356 amino acids.
AAGAACUACUUCCGGUCUUAUCUAUGGUUACCAGGAACGCUCAUUCCGACUUCCGGUGAUGUCUGUUGCCAUAGUAACCAGCGCAGCCAGCAACGAGGAGAUGUCAGACACUGAAGACGAGGGUUUGGAGGAGGGACAGGAGGCUGAGGAGCCUGCAGAAGAGACAAAUGAAGACAUCGAGGAAGGAGACGAGGAGCACAAGAGAGAAGACAAGGAUGAGGAGGAGAAUGAGGAAGAAGAACCGGAAGUAGAAGAGCCUCCUCCCCAUGUGCCGCUGACUGAAGAAAUGCUUAAGGAAGCCCUGUCUCUACUAUGUAAGACUGGAAACGGACUGGCUCAUGCCUACGUCAAACUGGAAGUCAAUGAUUUGGAGAUCACAGACAUCUCCAUACUGCAGUCAUUCAUACACCUGCGCUAUGUGGAUCUAUCCCGCAAUUCCCUGCGAGAUCUGUCUCCAUUGGGGUCUCUCACCCAUCUGUUGUGUCUGCGUGUGGAUCAGAAUCAUCUGGUCAGUGUCGGUGGAUUGGGAGAGCUGCCUUAUCUGCAACUGGCUAGUCUGUCACAGAACCGCAUCCAGAACCUCCAGGGAAUUGCCCAUCCCAGACUGGAGUCUCUCAACCUCUUAGGAAAUGAGCUGCGCACGCUGGAAGGGCUGGACUGCAGUAACCUGUACAGUCUGCGCACCCUGGAGCUACGAGGAAACCAGCUGCAGAGUACGGCCGGACUCUACCUGCCCAGCCUGCGGGAACUCUUUCUGGCCCAGAACAACAUGAAGACACUGGAAGGGCUGGAGAGUCUCGUACACCUCACCCGCCUUCACCUGAGAGACAACCAGCUGGAGACUCUGGACGGCUUCUCUGAGAACAUGCAGAACCUUCAGUACCUUAACCUCAGGGGCAACCUGGUGUCCAGGAUGCAGGAGGCGGAGAAGCUGAAAGUUUUGCCCAUGUUGCGGGCCCUGGUUUUGCGGGAGAACCCAUGUGCGGAUGAAGAUGGCUAUCGCUUGGAGACACUCAUCGCUCUGCCCAACCUGGAGAGGCUGGAUAAAGAUUUCUUUGAGGAAGAUGAAAGAACGGAGGCUGCAGAGACGCAGAGGGCGAGGCUGGAGGAUGGGAUCGUUGAGUCGUAAACGAGUUCUACAUUUUGAUGUACACACCAAAGGGAAAAAGAAUUAACGCCUAAAGGAUGACACUGAGAUGAAAUGUGAUGGAAUGCGAUGAGCGUCACUGAAGUGAAAAUCCAACACCCCAUCAGCUACUGUACAGUGUACAGGAGGCUAUCCUGCAAUCCCCCAUGCAAGGGGAGGAGCUUAUGCUGCAAUACUCUUCAUCUCCGUACAAUGGGAGGAGCUUAUGCUGCAAUACUCAUCUCCAUACAUACAAUGGGAGGAGCUUAUGUUGCAAUACUCUUCAUCUUCAUAUAAAGGGAGUAUUUUAUGCUGCAAUACUCUUCAUCUUCAUACAAAGGGAGUAUCUUAUGCUGCAAUACUCAUCUCCACACAAAGGGAGGAGCUUAUGCUGCAAUACUCUUCAUCUCUACACAAAGGGAGGAGCUUAUGCUGCAAUACUCUUCAUCUCCAUGCGAAGGGAAGAGAUUAUUCUGCAGUACUCUCCAUCUCCGAACAAGGGAGGGGUUUAUACUGCAAUACUCUUUAAGUCCGGAUAGGGGAGGAACUUAUGCCGCAGUACUUUUCAGGCAAUGGACUGGGGGAAGGAACUUAUACCGUGACACUCUAAAAGUAAUUAAUGGGGAGGAGCUAACUGUGGACUAAACCAGACUCUGUGUUUAAUGGUUACAGUGGUCUUUGUUGGGUUUUCUUUUAUAUAGUGCAAAUAGUCUCAGUAAACAGGGAUUUGUGUUCAUCA